AUGCUUGCCAAAAGCACCAGGGAACAGAGAGGAAUUAUUCGACGGCUUUUUGCAUGUCAUGCUGGAAUGGGAACGGCAACAAACACUAAUUUUAUGAGGAGCAUACGAAGAAAAGUGCGGCGAUCGUUCAACGUUGGCCGAAGGAGGCCAAGCCUCGUAGGGCCUCCAAUCGCUGACGCUCCGACACGAGCUUUUACGACUUCCUCACCAAUUACCACUUCAGGAAUCAGCGGUCAAGCUCCUCCUACAGGGACACCUCGUUCUGGUACACUUGCUAGUCCGGGUUAUCCAACCUCUGAUUUAAUGCCAUUGCCAACAACUUCUAAACAGACGCGUCCUGCGGGGCCGAAGCCGUCCCGAGGAGUUCUCAUCAAUAAACCCAGCAUACCUGCUGCUGCUGCAGUGGAUCUUCCAUCAAAUUCAAGACGAUCACACAGUGAUCCCGAGAUGAAGUUCGAUCGGGAUCGUCAUCUUCGCUUUCCACAAACUACCAAAGCUUACACGCCACAUCAUUUACCGAUGGGAUCUCAACCAGCAGCACGAGUGCCUGCUCUAAGUCCUGCCGUUAUGGUGGAUCAUAGGAGAACAGCCAGGCUCGCACCGGUGACCCCAAGAUCACGACCUGAACCGUCGGCGCCACCCAUUGAAGAGAUGCCGGCUGAUGAUCUUUCCAAGUGGUUAAGUGAAAAGGACAGCAGCCAAGAUAGUGAAAAGGCGUAUGCCACAGCCGAAGAAAGCUUUGACAUAGCUGAUUUGCAAAGAAAAGUUCAGCAGAUGAGGAUCGAUGGAGCAAUUUUUUCACCAAAUGUUGAUGAUGGUCAAUUGCGAAAGGUUCGUCGCCUCAAUGAUGCGCAGUUAAAAGCUGAGCUGAGGAAAUUUGGCAUUGUUGCUGGACCUAUGUGUGCCAGGACGCGAGGGAUGUAUGAGAAAAAGUUGGUUGCAAUGCGUCGUGGUGCAGCCACUGUGAAAGGAGUGAAAUAUUCGCGUCAAUUGGAAAUGGCAAUGUUGGAUAUAUCAACAGCCGAGAAGGGGAAACCGUUAGAUGACCAGGUCCGAGAAGAAUUCCAACUAGCUGGUGUGACUGCCUUCUGCUAUCUCCUCCUGGAUCCUAGAAAGAUUAGUGUUGACGUGGAUUCAAUGGAUCUGAAAAGUUUCGUGCAAUCAAUUUUUUAUGUCGGGAAAGGUUCAAAGGCACGCCCUCUAGCUCAUCUAAUCGAAGCGAAAAAGGAGAAGGAGCUGAAGUCGCCGAAAUUGACUUCAAACGCGAAACUUCAACGUAUUGAUUCAAUCUGGAAAAACGGAAACGGUGUUGUUUGUCUGCAAAUCAACCACAGUGUUUCCGAUGAAGAGGCUUUCGUUCGUGAGGCUGCUCUUAUAGAGGCGAUCAAACUGGAGAAUUUGACAAAUGUUAAGGGAGGGGAAUGGCGUGGGAAAAGCAAGUCGUGGUCGCCGUCGAUGAGAGCAGAAUUCGGCACCUACCAGUUAUUACGAGCGUUGGGCGUGCUUAAAAUGGAAGGCAUUCGUCCGAUAUUCCCUCAAGCCCUUCCUGACUCCUUGUCUCCUUUUGCACCAAAAAAGAAUGCUUAG
Haemonchus placei is the source of this 1587-nucleotide messenger RNA. The record is from the annotation of a GenBank genome assembly. NCBI's taxonomy places the organism in Eukaryota, Metazoa, Nematoda, Chromadorea, Rhabditida, Trichostrongylidae.